UACUUUUAGUGUUUUUAUAACUCUAUGUUAAAAUAGUUAGGAUCAAUAGUUAGCUUGGAAGUUAAAUGCCUCAAAGCAAUGCAGCCUUUCAGGUGAAGGUCUUUGAGCUGAAUUAAUAGUGCUCAGAGAUCCAGGAAUUUUUGCUGUUACUUCUUUACUGUGGAAAUGUUUCUUUCACAAGUGUGAUUUUAUAAUGCAAUCUGUUUCAGUUAAGCUUUUUUUCCCAUUAUGUUUUGUGUAGUUGAGUGUGUUAGUUAUACAGCCUCAGAAGCAUUAAGAAAUUAUGAUACAGUUUUUUAGGAUAGGUUUGAAAAAAUUCAAGAGGUUUACUGGUAGAUGAGAAGAAUGACUUCUGGUGCCAGGUCGAAGUACAGCCUAUGGCAUCGUGGUUUAAUAUUUUUAAUGGCUUUUCUCUCAUCUAAGAAGCAGCACAGAUGACUGCCGUGUGGUAUGACUAAGCUUUCCAUUCAGUGUUUUUAAAACAAGAUGAUCUCUAGAAAGGACUCAAGGGGAAAACAAAAAUCUGUCAACGUUGGGCUGUUUCUUCGUUUUCAUAACUGUUGACUGAAGGAGACCAUAUACAUUCAGUUAAAGAGCAUAGUGUAGGAUGCAGUCUGAGCAUGGUAUGCGUACUGGAGAUGCAGAAACCAUGUAGCAGAAAGCUUUGAGCAGUUGUGGAUUAUCAGUUUCUCCCAACAGCAAUAAAAAGCGAAGCAUGAAGGCGACUGGAUUUAUUUCCCUAUGGACGUUGGUUUCGCUGCCUUGUGGCCAGUUAGCAAAUCCCGCAGAACGUGAAGAUGUAGUAAAGCAUGCGAUAAAGCUACACCGUGGGAAAGGAGCUGUUAUCACUCAGAGAAAGCAGUGGGUGUUGGAGAACUGCAGAAAACUAUCUGGUCUUCUUCGCCAAAAGAACGUUGUUCUCAACAAACUAAAAAAUGCUAUAAGAGCAGUUGAGAAGGAUGCAGGACUGUCAGAUGAAGAGAAGCUUUUUCAGGUGCAUACCUUUGAAAUUUUCCAAAAGGAGCUAAAUGAAAGUGAAAACUCGGUCUUUCAAGCAAUCCAUGGCCUCCAGAGAGCUCUACAGGGUGAUUACAAAGAUGUUGUAAAUAUGAAAGAAAGCAGUAGACAGAGACUGGAAGCCUUGAGAGAAGCUGCAAUUAAGGAAGAAAUGGAAUAUGUCGAACUCUUAGCAGCAGAAAAACAUCAGGUUGAAGCCCUUAAGAACAUGCAGCACCAAAAUAAAAGCCUGUCAAUACUUGAUGAAAUUCUAGAAGAUGUCAGGAAGGCAGCUGAUAGAUUGGAAGAGGAAAUAGAAGAGCAUGCCUUUGAUGACAACAAAUCUGUGAGAGGUGUAAACUUUGAAGCGGUUUUAAGAGUGGAAGAAGAUGAAGACAACUCCAAAAGAAAUGCUUCAAAAAGAGAAGUCGAGGAUGACUUGGGUCUUAGCAUGCUUAUUGAUUCCCAAAACAAUCAGUAUAUCCUUACCAAGCCCAGAGAUUCAACCAUUCCUCGUGCUGAUCAUCAUUUCAUAAAGGAUAUUGUGACAAUAGGAAUGUUAUCUUUGCCAUGUGGGUGGCUGUGCACAACAAUAGGAUUGCCAACCAUGUUUGGGUAUAUCAUCUGCGGAGUACUCUUAGGACCAUCAGGACUAAAUAGUAUCAAGUCUAUUGUACAGGUGGAGACGUUAGGAGAGUUUGGUGUAUUCUUCACUCUCUUUCUAGUUGGUCUGGAAUUUUCUCCUGAAAGAUUAAGAAAGGUAUGGAAAAUAUCUUUGCAAGGACCCUGCUACAUGACAGUUCUGAUGAUUGCCUUUGGUUUACUAUGGGGACACUUGCUCCAAAUUAGACCAACACAAAGUGUUUUCAUUUCCACUUGUUUAUCUUUAUCAAGCACGCCACUGGUGUCAAGAUUUCUUGCAGGUAGUGUUCGAGGAGAUAAAGAAGGGGAUAUUGACUACAGUAGUGUACUACUGGGCAUGCUGGUGAUGCAGGAUGUGCAGCUUGGUUUAUUUAUAGCUGUCAUGCCUACACUCAUUCAAGCUGGAGCGAGCACAUAUUCCAGCAUUUUCAAGGAAAUACUGAGAAUACUGAUACUGAUUGGCCAAAUUCUCUUUUCUCUGGCUGCUGUUUUUCUUGUAUGUCUUGUUAUAAAGACUUAUCUCAUAGGACCAUAUUAUCGCAAGUUGCAUGCAGAAAGCAAAGGGAAUAAAGAAAUCCUCAUUCUAGGAAUAACUGCAUUCAUCUUCCUUAUGUUAACGAUCACAGAGCUGUUGGAUGUUUCAAUGGAGCUGGGAUGCUUCUUAGCUGGAGCUCUAAUCUCUUCUCAGGGUCACAUGGUUACUGAGGAGAUUAUGUCCUGUAUUGAACCAAUACGUGACUUUCUUGCCAUCAUUUUCUUUGCAUCCAUAGGACUUCAUGUUUUCCCCACAUUUGUAAUAUAUGAACUCACAGUCUUACUAUUUCUUACGUUGUCUGUGGUCAUAAUGAAGUUUGUCUUGGCAGUGCUUGUCCUUUCUCUGAUUCUUCCGAAGACCAGCCAGUAUAUCAAGUGGAUUGUCUCAGCAGGACUGGCACAAGUCAGUGAAUUCUCUUUUGUUCUGGGAAGCAGAGCACGCAGAGCAGGGAUCAUAUCUCGGGAGGUCUAUCUUCUUAUUCUGAGUGUGACUACUCUGAGCCUUUUACUUGCCCCUGCCCUGUGGAGAGCUGCAAUUAUGAAAUGUGUUCCAAGACCUGAAAGACGCUCGAGUACUUGAUUAAGCACAUAUACAAGAAUACAUCUUCUUGCAAGGAAUAUCUUCAUUGCUCAUUGUAUUUCUAUGCACUCAGAAAACAAGAGGUUUUGAGUAGUCAGUCCUCUUAAUGUGCACUUGGUUAUAAGCCUUAUAUUGACCUUAAAACAAAACAAAAGUCAACAUUAGAAAAUAAUUAUAUAAUUUUAAUUGCACACCUUUUACAGAACUUACUUUCUCUCUGACAGAUUAAAACCUGCCAGAAUAUUUGUUCCUGAUCCAAUCAGUUAUUCAGAGCUUAAAUUAUUUUUUUAAAAUACAGCUUCAUGCAAACUGUGCUGAUUAUUUUUUUGCCUGAAUGUGCCUUUUAAUUUUCAUCCUAUUUUGUUACUGCUGGUUCAUCACCAGAUUUUGUUUUGAAAAGAAAAAAAAUAGAUAUUAUGGUGCCUAUGGUAUCUUCUUUCACUAAAUGACUUGAGUCAUUUUCACAUUUAGGAGUUUAAUACACUAGUACAAAAUUAAUCACAAAACACAUUUCUAACAGUGAGUAAAAGUGUAGUCUUCUACACAAAGAAAAGGUUUAACUGUUCAGCAUCAGACUGGUUUAAGCAGUCAAAUACAUAUUCCAAAUGAUGCAGCCAAUACUGUAUGAUAUUUUAUUCCAAAUUGCGGCAUAUAAUGUAUUUUCUUCUAGUGGUAACUUUUAUUUGUGUUAGUUCUUGUAUUUAUUUACAUAUUUGACUAGAAGUUGAUGGUAAGAAAGGGCAUAACUUAAGUUAUAUUUGAAGACUGACAGUUGUCACGCGUUCUUGUUGCUAACUGCUGUUACAGUAAUUGUUUACAGUUCUUUUUCUUUGUUUUAAAUCAAAAAUAAAUUUAGGAAAACUGGGAAGUCUUAUUUCAAGCAGACAUGAAAAACAUCAGUUCUUUGAAGGUUGGAUGUUAUUUGACACUAUGCUAGAUCUGAAAUUAUUUUAAGUAAAUUAAUUUGCACAAAACUAGAAAUGGCAGACUGGAUGUGUAUUUGGAACUCCAUGACUUUAUACGUUGCACUUACAUUGAAUAAAUUGUUAGUCUCUUUAAAAUAUCAUGGCAUUUUAAAAAACAGUUUUUUGAAUGUGAUUGUAAAUGUGAUUUCUUCUUUAGAACGUUAUAUGUAGCAGGAUAAGCCUUGUAAAAGCCCAUUCUUUAAGUGACAUAGAGAAAGCUUACUCAUAGACUGUUGUCUACUCUGACAAGCAAUUUAAAAAUCAUCUUGAGGUUUAUCUGCUAAAAAUAAUACUAUUAAAGGUAUAGCAACACUUUAUGUCAGUAUUAUACUGACAUUUGAAAUAACUUUGAUACCCACAAAAUUGUUAGAAAAAUGCAUGUUACAUAGUUUAAAUUGCCAAUUAAAAUGAAAGCUGUCCUCCCAAGUAGCAAAACAAAGCUUUGGAUGGAUUUGUGUGCUUUCUGCCUCUUUCCUCUACCACAGUAGCCUCAGUUUCCUCCUGUGUUUUCCCUGACAUCUGCUGGGCUUGUCAAAAUGCAGCUUGGACUAGUCUGGAGUGUGUUGGUACUCUCAGGACAGGGUAGGGUUCAUUAUCUUUGAGUUCUUGCUUAAUGCAUUCGGGGAUUUCUCUCCAGGCACCGAUGCUUCAUAAAGGUUGCAGGAACGUCUGGCAAUUCCACCUCUCCUUGGAUGUUUUCAGAAGUUCAACAUUAGCAAAUGCAGAGGAAAAAACUGCCCUAGAAAUAAAAGUUUUUUUAAUAAAAUGAAUGUGUAACA
Egretta garzetta (little egret) is the source of this 4496-nucleotide messenger RNA. It is a transcript of the gene SLC9D1, whose product is annotated as transmembrane and coiled-coil domains 3. Lineage: Eukaryota; Metazoa; Chordata; Aves; Pelecaniformes; Ardeidae. Gene Ontology annotation, molecular function: potassium:proton antiporter activity. The transcript is spliced from 13 exons. The record is from RefSeq and is a predicted model, not a curated record. Gene Ontology annotation, biological process: potassium ion transmembrane transport; proton transmembrane transport. The coding region runs from base 716 to 2752 and encodes 678 amino acids. Gene Ontology annotation, cellular component: membrane.